Molecule: messenger RNA, 3258 nt
Organism: Mya arenaria
Lineage: Eukaryota; Metazoa; Mollusca; Bivalvia; Myida; Myidae
Product: acetylcholine receptor subunit beta-like
Exons: 11
Coding region: 387-1808 (473 amino acids)
Biological process (GO): signal transduction; regulation of membrane potential; nervous system process
Cellular component (GO): neuron projection; synapse; membrane
Molecular function (GO): neurotransmitter receptor activity; transmembrane signaling receptor activity; extracellular ligand-gated monoatomic ion channel activity
Source: RefSeq, a predicted model, not a curated record
AAGACGCUCUCGACUUUGAGCUUAAUCGUGGAUUUAUAAAAUGAUCGCGGUUUAAAAAUAUGGACACACUAAGAGACCGGUUAAAAUAGCUGAUAAAAGUGCGGACGCUACCACCUUUUUUAAAAGUUAAAAUGACAUGUAUGUUUUAACAAAACAUCAAUGCAGUCGAUUCAUUUGAUUAAACUGCAACGAUGUUUUUGGAAAAAGAAACAAACUGAUUAUUCUAAAGACAACAGUGUAUGCAAAGUUUAACCAUAUAUCUGAGUAUAUAUCUUACAGCUAAAUAUAAAAUAUAACAAAGAAAUACUAGUUGGAAGAGUGUAAAUAAAAAAGAAAAAAACAACAACGAGGAUUUAAACACAGCCAAACACUUGACCAAAUCGAAGAUGUGGGAAAUGUUUACUAUUAUAGCAGGGCUGGUACUUGUGACAGCACAAGUCGUUAGGGGUAUGUCCCCAUCAUACAGCACGGACCUGGAGACAGAGCUACGUACAGCCUUGUUUACAGGAUAUGAGGUUCUCCAAAGACCCGCUAAACAGGUCCCAGUGACAGUGUCGAUGAAUCUGAUCACCGUCAAUUCCUUGGACAUCAAGGCACAGACCCUUUCCACAUCCGGUUUCUUGAAAUUCAAUUCUACAUUUCUGAGUAUCUUAACCGUUAUAUCAUUCAUGUGUUUUUAUUUUCAAAAGUCGUGGCCUGACGACCGUCUUGUAUGGGGAUCGGAUACCAACUACAGUAAUAUCCCGUUUUUGUUCUCAACCGAAACAUACGCCUGGACACCGAAAGUCGUAAUUGAAAAUAGUGUGAAUGACCUUGAAGUGUUCAGCGACGUGAACACUCUCAUCCGACUGAAUGCCUUGGGUACCGCUAGGUGGACACCAGGGGGCGUGUUCGAAACGAGUUGUGAGGCGGAUAUCACCUACUACCCACUUGAUACGCAGACAUGCAGCAUAGUCUUAACAACAUGGUCGUAUACAUCAAGCGAGAUAUCUCUGUCAUUUGACGAUGACCCAUUCAUUUUGGACAAUUUUAGUGAAAAUGGCGAAUGGGAGUUGAUUGAGACUUCAAACACUUCGGAAUCAGCCGGAAGGUCAAAAUCCGAGUCGUUCACUUAUGACAGACUGUAUUUCACCAUGAAGUUGAGGAGGAGACCCCUCUACCAUAUAUUGAACACGAUCUUUCCAGUGAUUCUCAUGUCCUGUCUGAUCGUGUUCGUGUUCAAACUGCCACCUGAGUCGGGGGAGCGAAUCGGCAUGUCGUUGACAGUUCUUUUGGCCUACGCAGUGUAUUUGACGCUAAUAACAGACAAUAUUCCACAAACAUCGCUUAGCGCCAGUGUUUUGUCCACAUACCUCACAAUUAUUCUGAUGUUGAGCACGCUCUCGGUUAUCUUCACGAUUGUCGUCCUUGACAUUUACUUCAACCAUGACGAUGACGAGGCGCCCACUGAUUGGCUGCAGAAAUUCACAAAAUACUUCUUGGUGAAAAUUACGUGCUGGAAAGGAGGAGCGUGUUGCAGACAAGGGAAAGUAAAACCAUCGAACGUUUCUGAUUCGCGCAUUGCUUUGGUAGAUCUGGACAAAGUAAUCGAUGAUAACAUAGACAGGUAUUCGCCAGGUCGCAAGGUGGCACUGCCAGAAGAUGAUGAUGAUAAUGAUGAAAAGAACAAGAAACCUGAGGAAAGACAUUACUCAUGGAAGGAGGUUGCUCUUAUUCUUGAUCGCUUCUUUAUGUAUUUGUUUGUAUUUUUGGUUGUUACUGUUACCGUGGUUUGUUUGUCGAUUCUCGCUGUUGGUGGACAACAGUAAAUGAACAUGUUAAGGUGUUUGUGGUGAAAAAAAUCAAACUUUUUUUUUGUUAUUAUGCCAACUCUACAUAAUAACUAUUUCUGUUAUACAAUGUAUGUACUUUUGCUACAACAACUGUUUGCAGUGCUUGGUAUCGUUAAUAUAAUCUAUCACGUAAACUCUAUUAAAUAAGGGAUGAUCUAUAACUUGAUAUCUGAAAGGGAGGCAUUUGUUUGCAUGAACUUGCAAUAUAAGUCUUCGUGAUUGUUUACUGGAAUAUUUCAAAAUGCGUGCACCAUUGUGAUAUAUUUCUGAAAGUCAUUUUCUAUUGCUAUUCAAUAUCCUAACGUAGUUUCAACUAACAUUUCAUUCCCCAGUGAUAGCAUGGGUGCAUACUAUUUGUAAUGAAUAAGCAUAGUGGUUUCAAUAGAUUUUCAACCAAUGGCAAACAUCAGCUUUGUUAUUUUACUUAUGAUUUAACACUGAAUAUGCUAUGUACAUUCGUCUUGGGGCUGGGGUAAACAAGUUUACAGUUAAACGAGCUUCAUAGACUAACCGCUAAUUAAACUAGAUUUCAUUAUUAUAUUUUGACAGACAUUCCUCUUCUUGCUUGCUUCGUUUAUGCCUUCAUAAUGAAAAAUGUUAAGUUCACCCAGCAGUUAAAUUUGUUGAUAACUUAUCUAAUUAAUACCUUCAAGGGAAGCUGAAUUUUAUUUUGUUAAUGUUAUCCGUUUUAUAAACUCUAACGAUAUCAUUUCCGUUGUGAUUCAUAUAUCGUGCUAGUGGACCUAAAUGUACGGCAUGGUGGUUGGUAUUAGAAAUGAGCAAAAAAUGCGCGCUUGAGCGACGUUUUGAAUCUUACGUCAGGUCAUGCAGAACAUAAAAUAACAAGAAUCCAUUAUGAAUCACUGUACCACCGUUUCAUUGGGCUCUUUGAAAUGUGAAAUGAUUAAAGUGGUAUAGUGGAUAAGUUGCCCGUCUCGAUUUCAAGGUUAUGAUUUAAUGCCCCUCAUAGCCUCAGAAAAAGGACAUAAGGACUGGUAUCUAUCCAAGAAACAGACUCUAUGCUGUUUUUUUUCCUUUCAGCUUUUGUCGAAACCAAGUUAGAUACAAUUUUUCAUUAGCUAACCAAGUUAAAUAAUUUGGCAUUUCUUAAAAUGUAAGCUGACUUGCUAACAAUUUGAUCACCUUUUUACUUGUAUUUGCUAUCACCCACAAUUUUGUUUAGAAAUGAUGAGUACUGCGCACGGACACCAAUAUUUAUUUUCUGUAGUGUUACUACCAUAAAAGCACAUAAACUCAAAUUGUUUUGUACUAUGAUACUUUAUCUGUAAGUUUGUGUGUAGAUUAAUAUCUCAAGUUUAGAAUAAUUAUCUCAUUUAGAUCAAGUUGAAUUUUACAUUAAAUAGAAUGAGAAUGUACAGGAAUAUUUAUAUUUCAUUGAUCAUGUGCUUAUUUUUUAUAAUAGUAA